CCUCCACCAUCAUGUUCACCAAGACCGUCAUCGCUUUCGCCCUUGUGGCCGUAACUUUGGCUGCUCCUUCACAGCCUUCCUACGGAUAUGCUCCUCCCGCAACCUACGACGCUCCUGCCAAGUACGACUUCAACUAUGCAGUGAAGGACGACUACUCCGGCAACGAUUUCGGUCACCAGGAAGCUCGCGACGGUUACGAUACUCAGGGUUCUUACUUCGUUCUCCUUCCCGACGGUCGCCUGCAGAAGGUCGCCUACACUGUCAACGGCGACUCUGGUUACGUGGCUGAGGUCAGCUACGAGGGUGAAGCUCAGUAUCCCGAGUACAAGCCUGCACCUGCCUACAAGCCCGCCCCUGCUUACAAGCCCGCCCCUGCUUACAAGCCUGUUCCUGCCUAUGCUUAAAUGAAACAAACUUGAAUAUACAUUUGAUAACUAUUUAUUAAUUAAACGAAAAUUCUAUCAC
Messenger RNA from Penaeus chinensis, 465 nucleotides. Its product is annotated as cuticle protein 7-like. Gene Ontology annotation, cellular component: extracellular matrix. The transcript has 3 exons. Bases 12 to 404 code for a protein of 130 amino acids. The record is from RefSeq and is a predicted model, not a curated record. Lineage: Eukaryota; Metazoa; Arthropoda; Malacostraca; Decapoda; Penaeidae.